CAGUUCCUUCCUUUGUGAAAAUUUGGGGUUCUGCUAAUUGAAAGCUGAGCUGCCCCUUCCCCUCCCCCUUUCCCUUUCCCUUUCCCCGUUCAAGUUUGAAUCCCAGUGUUAAUUUGGUAGUUUCCUUCAGUAGCUUUUGCAGUCGCAUGAUCCUCGCGGUGCGAGUGGGCAAUGGAGGCCACUUCCUUUUCUGCAAUCUCAAGAGGAUUUCCCGGUUCUUCGUCAGAAACAUUAAUGCUCAAAAGGAUGAAGCUUCCUGUUUGGCACCAGGUGUCUGUCUCCAUCUCGCCAACUAAAAGCACCAGCAGACCUUCAUUGAGUCGAAGAAGGUUUCCAAUUCAGAAGGGACAAUCCCUGCAGGUGGUUUGUAGCCAAAAUAAUGAUGCCCCUGUGGUAGAGGCCAGGCGUAUGGAUGAAAUAUACGAUUUCUUGGCUGAACGUCUUGUUUCAGCAAUAGUCACAGCAUCAAAUCCCAAUUUCAAGUACAUUGUGGGUUUGGCUGGUCCUCCAGGUGCCGGAAAGUCUACUGUUGCAUCUGAAAUCGUUCGGCGUGUAAAUGAGUUAUGGCCUGAAAAAUCUUGUUCAUUUCAUUCACAAGUUCAACCACCAGAGGUGGCUACAGUUCUUCCAAUGGAUGGAUUCCACCUAUAUCGUCAUCAGCUGGAUGCUAUGGAGGAUCCAGAGGAAGCUCAUGCAAGGAGAGGAGCUCCAUGGACAUUUGAUCCUGAACUGCUGCUAAGAUGCAUCAAGACUUUGAGGAAUCAGGGAUCAGUUUAUGCUCCUUCAUUUGACCACGGUGUUGGAGAUCCAGUGGAAGAUGAUAUUUUUGUGAGCCUUCAGCAUAAGGUGGUGAUAAUGGAAGGGAAUUAUCUGCUCCUCGAAGAUGGGGUUUGGAAGGAGAUAUCAUCCCUUUUUGAUGAGAAGUGGUUUAUUGAGGUUGACAUCGAAACAUCGAUGCAGAGGGUUUUAAAGAGACAUAUAUCGACUGGAAAGCCUCCAGAUGUAGCUAAAUGGCGGAUAGAUUACAAUGACCGGCCUAAUGCAGAGCUCAUAAACAAGUCAAAGAAAAAAGCAGACUUGAUAAUCAAGUCAGUUGAUUUCUCGAGUUGAAUUCAAUCUGUUUUAAGGUUGAAUAAAACUCGCAUUCUCUUUGAAUUACUAGGAGGGUGUAGGAAUCUGCAUAUGGAUAAUGCAUCCUGUUUCCUCUCAAGUUAAUGCUCAAUAAAGGAUAAAUGAUAAGGGGGUUUUCUCGUUUUCAUAAAAAGGAGGUUAGAUUUCAUGUAGUCAAUCUCUUCUAAGGAGAUUGAAGUUUAUGAUUAUUGUUGUAGUGGUGGUGGUGGACUGGUGGUAGCAAUUGGUGCCGCUUUAUUAUUAUUUUCUUUUCAAUUGAAAUAUUUGGCAACAUUAAGUGG
Molecule: messenger RNA, 1412 nt
Organism: Diospyros lotus (date-plum)
Lineage: Eukaryota; Viridiplantae; Streptophyta; Magnoliopsida; Ericales; Ebenaceae
Product: putative uridine kinase C227.14
Exons: 12
Coding region: 172-1110 (312 amino acids)
Cellular component (GO): cytoplasm
Molecular function (GO): ATP binding; kinase activity
Source: RefSeq, a predicted model, not a curated record